This is a messenger RNA of Cuscuta campestris, 1185 nucleotides long. Lineage: Eukaryota; Viridiplantae; Streptophyta; Magnoliopsida; Solanales; Convolvulaceae. The record is from the annotation of a GenBank genome assembly.
CCCAACACGGUCGCCCGUCGUCGCCCUGACACAGGUCCAGUCGGCAGUCGUCCCAAACUCACCGAAGAUCCGACCUAACAGAUUCAUUCUUCGUUUUCUCCAAUUAGAACAUUGGGCAUGCAGAUCAGAUCAAGGAAUCAGUAGAGUGUUGACGAGGAAGUUAAUAAACAAUGCUGAAAAUCGAUUUAAUGAAACCGCAAGUGGCUUAUGGUGUAGAGGCAUGGGAUGAUGGUGGUCUUGGCCAAGUAGCUGGAAUCCUCGUUUCUUAUUCUUCAUCUACCAUUAACUCUCUUCGCUUCCUCUAUUUCAAGGACGGCGCAUUCCAGUUUUCAGAAGAACAUGGCAAACUCCGCGACAACACAGAAAUGAUAAAACUAGACUAUCCGACAGAGUCCCUCACAAUGGUUCAUGGCUCUUAUAAUGUGUGGCAUGACAAUCUUGCACAGAACGUGUCGUCCAUAACAUUUGUGACGAACAAGGCUACAUACGGACCCUUUGGGCUACAAGUACAACCAAAGCCAAACUCCACUGGACCUCUCUUCUUCAAGUUCAGGUUAGGCAGCCAAGCAGAUUGGAUAAAUGGGUUUCAUGGAACCGUUAAGAAUGGCCGCGUUGCAAGCAUUGGCAUUUAUUUACAGACAAUAGCUCCUGCAACUACAACUCACUCCCGUGCUCCGGCUUCUGGGCAUGUUAAAUUGGAGUCUUAGUUAUCCAAAGGGCAUUCAACUUUUAUGGCCUGCCUGCCCCUGAAUUGGGGCACUCUCUCAAAUUUACCUCAGACUUUCAAUUCCCACUGUGGGCAAAAGAGGGUCUGCCAGCCCAGAGUGGUACACUUGCAUAAGGUCUUAACAUUUUAAAUUGAGAAAUUUACCUAAAUAGGACUAAAACAUAAUGACUUUCCUAAUAUAAGACCAUAUGUUUUUAUUUCCCAAUGUAGGACCUUUGGUCAUUAUCACGAAGUCAUUAUUCAACUAAAUGUGCAUCAUUGCUGGACAUUAUUCCUUCCACUAGGUCAUUAUUAAGUUCUAUUUAUGGAAUAAAAAAGUUUAAGUCCUACAUUAGGAAAGUCAUUAUGUUUUAGUCCUAUUUAGUACAAAUUUCACUUUUAAAUUUGAGAGCUACAUAUUUCAGCCUAUUUUAAUCUCCUUAUCUCUUAUUAUGCACCAAAAAAGAGUUUAUAUUGGC